This is a messenger RNA of Paralichthys olivaceus (Japanese flounder), 2884 nucleotides long. It is a transcript of the gene akap1b, whose product is annotated as A kinase (PRKA) anchor protein 1b. The record is from RefSeq and is a predicted model, not a curated record. Lineage: Eukaryota; Metazoa; Chordata; Actinopteri; Pleuronectiformes; Paralichthyidae. Gene Ontology annotation, molecular function: RNA binding; protein kinase A regulatory subunit binding. Gene Ontology annotation, cellular component: mitochondrion; membrane.
UAGUCGGUCAACACGUGGGGAGGAGAGACUGACUUUCCAGGAGGACACGUUAGAAAGAGACACACUAAUCAGUAGAGCUCUCACCGUGGCGGCGCCGAGGAACCGAGAAUACUGUGUAGCUGCUAGUGUCCUGAGGAAAUGCCGCUGAGGUUUCGCUCUGUUGUACCCUACACACUUCCCGGAGUACUCGCACUUAUCGGCUGGUGGUGGUACAUCUCGAGGAAGAAAGAGCGCCCCAUCUGUCAUGGCAGCCCAGAGGAGGCUCCAACUGACACAGGCCUUCGAACAUCUCCAGCAGAGGGUAGCAAUGGUUUGAUUGAAAAAGGCACUGUAACCCCCAGAAAUGACACAGAAUGCCCCACCCACAGACCUCCAAAGGUCACUGACAAGAGAAGCGAUCCCGAAAACAUUUCCCAAAUCCAUGUCCUGGACAGCAAAGCAGCACCUUCACCAGAGCUAGGUUCUGAAGAAUCGGUCCCUUUUCUUGGCAGGAUAAUCAGAGAGGAUGUCCAUAAUGCCUGUGUCUCGGCGCAACCGUCACUUGGCAAAGGCGACAGCCUGCAGGUUUCAUUGAAAGACCAUAAAGACCCAGAGAAAAGCUCAUCACUUGGUUUGGUAACAGAGUUGGAGAAACACCAGCCCAAAGAUCCAGCCUCUGCUCCAGAAGCCUUGUUGGAAGAGGUGGUCUUGCCUUGCCGGUCUAAUGAAGUCACCAGCUGCCCCCCCACUGCAGCCUACCUGUCUGACGCAGAGCGACCUGAGCCCGAGGGAGAAGUUGCAAAGCACCACGGCACUAUAAAUACUCAAGAUGAGAUCAUUGUUUGUGCAGUCACCCCAGCCAAAGUGCAGAGAGCGAUCCCAUCAGAAGCUGACUCUCUAGACACGCCCCCAUCAGCGCAGGAGUUCCAUCAACAUAUUCUAACGAGCACACCUACAGACACGGAUCCGACCUCCAUAGCCUUGACCCUCGCACAAGACUCCAUCACCUCAUCGGUGACCCCAGGGGACAUCCAGAUACACAGCAGCAGUGGAGAGGAGCAGGAUCUGGAGCGUCUGGCAGCUGGACUUAUAUGUGGGGUCAUCUCAGCAGCCACCCAGGAGGUUCUUGGGGUUGCCAGGUGCCAGGUCACAGACAACAGCCAGGCCAGCUGCAGCAGCAGCACACCACUGGCUAGCAGCAGACAACGCUCCCAACAGGAACCAAUCACAACUGCACAGCAGCACCUACAGCUACUGACAAGCUCCUCUCAGAUCAGCUGUGAGUCUCGAGAGGCAACAGAGAAAGAACAGCCAGGAAUGACUAAUGGAUGCUCCUCAGCUACCGUAUGGGAGACCGCUGAGGUCAGGCACAGGGUUCAUCCGACAAACACUCAGACAGGCCACUGGCCAACACCAUCGGAGGAAGCAGCACAGAGUGCGCCACCGCUAAACAAGCAACUGAAAAGUGAUGAAGUAGCCGUGCUGGCCGAGGACUCAGCCUGCAGCACGUGCCACUCUGAGGAUGGCAUCAGCAGCGAGGACCUUCAGAACAGCAUGUUCGAAAACCAAAUGGAUGUAAUCCAAAUUACGGACUUGUCAGCAAGAGAAGCCACACAGCCUCAGUCGCUGGUUGAGACUGUCACAGACACAACGGUUUUGUCCGUAACUGAAGAAAACUCGGUGGAUGCCGCAUGUGAAAUAAAGGGACUCAACGGAAUGAGCCUGAGGAAUGGAGCUCAUGGGACAUGUGAGGUGGAGACGGACCAGUCGGGAGGCUCUGAUGUGAACAGUAUGGACUCAAUGGACAGCGGCUGCACUAUGGGUACUGGGGAAAGCCAGAGCAACCACGCUGCCUCCUCGAGCUCUGAGCUCAUCAUCUGGGAGAUUGAGGUGCCAAAGCAUCUUGUCGGGCGGUUAAUCGGCAAGCAGGGAAGAUUUGUGAGUUUCGUCAAGCAAAACUCUGGUGCAAAGAUCUACAUCUCCACCCUGCCUUACACACAGGACUUCCAGAUCUGUCACAUAGAGGGUACACAGCAGCAGGUUGACAAAGCCCUGUCAUUGAUUGGGAAGAAGUUUAAAGAUCUGGAUUUAACGAACCUAUAUGCACCUCCACCGCCCCAACUCACGUUGCCAUCACUUCCUAUGACCUCCUGGCUCCUGCUCCCCAGUGGAGUGACAGUCGAAGUGAUAGUGGUGAACAUCGUGUCAGCCGGCCACAUCUUUGUCCAGCAGCACACACACCCCACCUACCACGCCCUGCGCAGCCUCGACCAGCAGAUGUUCCUCUGCUACUCCCAGCCCGGCACCCCGGCCCUGCCCUCACCGGCUGAAGUUGGUGUCAUCUGUGCAGCCCCAGCAGUGGAAGGGGCCUGGUGGAGAGCUCAGGUCAUCACCUUCUAUAAAGAAACCAGUGAGGUGGAGAUUAGAUACGUGGAUUACGGAGGCUACGACAGAGUUAAGAUCGACUCACUACGACAAAUAAGGUCUGAUUUUGUAACACUACCAUUUCAAGGUGCAGAAGUGCUGCUCGACAACAUCGCCCCGCUUCCAGGAGAAGAUCGUUUUUCACCAGAGGCAACAUCAGCGUUGGAGGAGAUGACCAGAGGAGUGGCGCUGCUUGCACAGGUAUCGAACUAUGACAACAACACGGGCCUCCCGCUGGUCCACCUGUGGAACAUGGUUGGAGAAGAGGUGAUCUCAGUGAACCGUGCACUGGCAGAGAGAGGCCUGGGGACUUGGGUGGAUGGAUUUUGAACUCCUAACGUGCUCUGACCUCGACACCUCCACCUGACCCCUCCCCCCUUUUCUCUCGUGGUCAGCAGUCUGGUAUCCUGACCCGUGCUCCCAGCCCCCCCCCACCACUGGAUCUAAGAAGAUUGUUCUUCCUGUCUUUCUUUUUUUUUUU